UGGCAACUCCUGGACAUUGUGCGCCCCUUCUCACAUUCCCUUCUGUCCUCGCAACCGCCGACAACUUCGCCUCUGUUCAAAGUGCCCUCAGCAUGCAGUAAGAGGCCAUCUGUUGAACCGACUGUCUCAAACCAGAGCGCAGUAUUUUCGGACGCCAACUCUGGCUCCUUCCUCGCCUGGACCUCACCACUCCCCUCUAAAGUCCUGUCCAGUUCCUCGCGGGUUGACGGUGCUACUUACAGCGGCGAUCUCUUUGCCGCCUCCAGCGACUCCAUCCUUACCACGGACCUGCCCGCCGGCGAUGACAGAGACCAGGUCAAGGGAGCUGCGGAUUCUGUAAUCAAUCCUUCCCCCGGUCCAAGUCCACCGCAGCCUGGUUCGCCUGUUCCGGCGCAAGCGAUAUCACCGUCCCCUGAAUCGGCUUUACCUGAGCCAAACAAUUAUCCGUGCGCGUCUAUCGUCCCUGCGCCAGCUGAUGAUCACCACCUUUUUCCAAGUAUUUGUGAUCGUAUGCCUUCGCCAUUGCCAACUGCUGAUCAGCCAUCUUUUUCGCCAUCCCCACCCGGCCGGGUCCCAUCCCCAUCAGAUGCUGGUUUUCAAGUUGCCCCGGCCAUCAUCCCACCGACGCCGCAGGAAUUUAACCAUAUGCCCUCAUCGGAGCCAGAGUUUUACGCCUCAGAUCCACCUGCCUUUGAGUCACCGCCACCUGCCGAUGAAUGCAUUCCUUCGCCGCCAUCACCGUCACCCUUAGAUAUGUCCUGCUUUUUCGAUGCCUCAAUACCGGCACCACUGGCGAAGCGCCUGCGUAUGACCGAGGAGGCUAAUUCACAGUCUAUCAUCAGUUCCGAACAUCAAUCUGCUCCUUCCUCGCCCGUUAGACAUCCAAAUAAAUCUUCACCAUUAGAGGGCCAUGUUGACUGCAUUAAUGUUGACUCGGAUGAAGGCGAUAUGUCUUCAUCUCAGCCGGUUCUGAGUUCGCACACACCGCUGAGAAGACCAGGUCAUAACAGGCCAUCAAAUUCAAUCAUCAGCUUCUCACCCAUCACACCAAAGCCGGCCUACGAGCAGAUGCCGACGCCAAAUCUACAGAAAGCCCUUUCGGAGUAUGGAUUACGCAACCUUCCGAAAAAGAAAGCAAUUCGCAUACUGAAUCACAUCUAUGAAGAACUUCACCCAUAUAUCGAGGUCCCAUCCGUCGUAAUGGAAGAGGUUUUGCAGGCCUCACCAACACGUGCAAAUUCCAUUACGCCGCCGCUGGCUGGAAGUCCCGACGUAGAUAAAGAAAACGCUUCAUCCUCGAUCUCUCAGGUGGGCAUCGGCGGUCUAUCCUACCCUGGUUUGUCUCCAGAUUCUAAAACCACCGAGAGUGAAUCAGCCAACAAUUUCGCCUCUUCUACUCCCUUAAAGGCGCUGCUCGGGAAAGCACACAAAUGUGUGGAGAAGACCCAGAACGCUGAAAUUCAACAAAAAGUAUAUGAGUACUUACGGAUGAACAAUGAUAUCUACUUCAACAUUGUCACGUACAAGCCGCUUGAACUAGACUGUCUGCAUGCACUCCUCCGCGACGCUGGCAUCAAACUAGGACUCAAUCGACUCAUGAGUAUGCUAGACGAAUGGGUAAGCACACGCAAAAUUAUUAGACGUUUUUAUAACUUGAUUACAAACAAUAUCCCAGCAUCGACUAGGAGAUCCACAACUCAGCCCUGGCGCCUUAAUGAUAUUAAUUGUACUCUUAUUGAUAUCUUCUGUCACUGCUACUUUAAAAUUAGAUUUCCACUAAAAUUGAUUUUCCUCAAAAUCCAUCGAGCUGCUCAUAUCAUCAAAAGCCACACAUACAGUUAUUAA
Molecule: messenger RNA, 1845 nt
Organism: Dibothriocephalus latus
Lineage: Eukaryota; Metazoa; Platyhelminthes; Cestoda; Diphyllobothriidea; Diphyllobothriidae
Source: the annotation of a GenBank genome assembly